GAGGAUUUAAAUUUAAACCGCCGGUGAGGGCAGUUUGGAGCAUCAACCGUCUUGCUGUAGGAGCAGCUCUGCUCUCCUGGUCCCGCAGAGAGCUCCCUUAGGAUCGCCGGAGCGACUCAAUCGAUGAUGAUUGCUUUCAAGCAAAAAAUGUUGAACUUGCUCAAGUGUUUCAGAAAACAAUGGCCUUUAUUUUCAAACUCUGAAAGGACAACUGUAUGUGGGGCAGACUGCAUGCUGAUGGCAUUACAGCUGUCAAUGGCUGAAGUCAAUAAACAGCACCAUGGAGAUUUCACAGUAUCACUUAGUGAUGUGUUGGAAACUUGGAAAUAUUUGUUACAUGACAAACUGGGAUUAUCAUAUGAAAACAUGAAAGAACCUGAAAAUUAUGCUGACCUAAAAAAAGCCUAUCAUGCCUUCUUAACAAGAAGCAAUAUGUUAGAUCUAAUAGACGUAUGUCAGAAGUGCCAUGGUCUUGGACUUCUAUCUGAAGAUGAAAGCAUAGCCCCUGUUCAGCUGCUGGAAUUUAUUUCUGGGGUAACGAAUGAACAAGAAAAUACUCGUUCUGUUCUUUCUACUCCUUCUACACCAGUCAACAGACAGGGCCAGGAAAAUGUGAAGGUGACAAUCCUGGCAAAGAAGUGUGUGUGUUCAUAUUUAAGUGUGUUGGUGAAUUCUAAGGAUGAUCUGGCAUUGGCUCAUAUUCUAAAUGUUCCUGACAGAGGACUUGGUAGAGAAGCGUUCACGAACCUAAAACAUGCCUCACAGAAGAAAGAAAUGUCCAUUUUCCUGAUGGCAACAUCUUUUAUCCGAACUGUAGAACUUGGAGGAAGAGGCUGUGCAUCUUCAUUAUUUGACCCUUUAAAAGUCCAUGUAAAGGGGCUUUCAAACUUUGUUAAUUUUAUUGACAAGUUGCAAGAAAUUGUUGGUGAAAUCUUAAAUCCAAGAAUUGCAGGGGGGCGAAUUCUGUCAACAGUGAAGAUGCAUUUGAUAAAAGGCCGAAGCAAUGGGGAUCCUUUCUGUCAGGCAGUAGAGGAAGCUGUACAAGAUUUGGAUUUGAAGAUUAAAAAUAUUAUCGAUUCACAACAUGAAGUCUUGACUGCCAGUACUACUGGAGCCAGUCCAGCACGGCCAAAAUUGCAUUCCAUAAAUCAUGGCACUGUGUAUUGUGGCAGAGAUACUAUAAAGGUCUUACUAGUUCUUCUGGAUGAAGAAGCUGUCAGUCCUCCUACCCAGAACAAAGCAGAACUAUUAUACGAUGAUGAAAGCUUUAAUUUGUUUGGAAUCACAUCAGUUUUGACACUCUUCAGAUCUCCAGCACAGUCCAAAGGAACUUCUCCAAAACCUCUUAGACAACGCAUUCAGAAAUCUGUGGAUGAAAAAAAAAAAAAGAUGAAGCAAUCUUCAAUCAAAUCUCAGUUUGCAUGUACAUAUAAAAACGACUUGAGUGGAAUAAAGGGUCAGCACUUCCUCAACUGCAUACAUCCUGCACCAAAGCAACAUUUAAAAGCUAGAUAUCUCACAGAAGGUAUGAAUUCAUGUCUUGAUGUACCAGUGCUUGGAACUAUUUCUGAAAAUGUUCACCAGACUAGAAGUUAUACAGAAAUGGGAAAGCUGAGUUGUCAGCCAAGAAACAAGAACUCCAAGAAUGAACAGAUGGAUCUGAAUAAUGACAAAGUAAUCUGUGAUAAGGAAAGUGAACCAUCUUUGCAAAGAAAUGCUAAAAGACCUAAGGCUUCAAACAACCUGCAGAAGGAAUUGGACAGCAAAAUAGGUGGAAAAAAAAGCCAUAGCAAAACUGCAAGCAAGAAUAAGUUGAUUGCUGGUCAGGCAAAAUUAACUCACUUUUUUCGACUGUAAGUUUUUCUUUUGACAUAUGUGGUCAGUUGACCGGUUCAGAAGUUGUAAAACUUUGAGAAAAGGGUGAAACUCAUUAAUUGCUUCCUUUCAUACUCAAAUAAAUACUCAAAGUAGCUUGUGCGUAAUAUUAGACAAAUACUUACAAGUCUGGAUUAUGCAGAAGUCUUUUAUUUUUUUAAUAACAAUAGAUCAUAAUAAUUACAGCUAUGUUCUUUUUUUGGUAAUGAAUUAUCUUUCCCUCUACAAUGUGAUGGGAAAGUAUUUUUGGAUGCGUAUAUAUAGACACACUAAAUAACAGUAUCUUCAAAUUACAUUAAAUACAUAAUAAAAUGUUUAAUCUUCAAAGAAGGUGGUGUAGAUCACUAGAUUUCAGACUUGCCAACAAGGUCGAUAGACUCUUCCCAGCAUACACCUGAGCACUACGGGGAAAAAGAAAUCUGAAAGUUUAAAUCAUCAAAGAACUGGAAUUCUUUAUGGUCUCUGGAAAUAUUAAUUUAACAAAUGCUUUCUCCCCUGCACACCAAAUCACAAUAGAUGUAAAUCGGAAAUGCAACAUUUUAUCAGUCUUAGGAAAUCCCAAACGUGACAUAGGGUUUCUAAAUGAACAUUUCUCAAAUUGCUAUAAAGACAUUGUAUUAUACUUUACCAGAAUGAAAUAAUUUUUGUGUAAAAAUGCAGAUAUACUUACUGUCAAAAUCCCUUCUUCCUAUGGGGAAUUUAGCUGAAUUUUCUUCAUCUGCAGUCUCUCUUUCCUGUAUUGAUUCAAUAUUUUGAAUUUCAGUGUCCGCUGGAAAAGCCAUGGCUCCCUUCAGUGCAAGAUAAGGUAGUUGCUUUCUACCCAAGUUGAUAGGCAUAAUAUGGUUUAAGAAAUUGUGUCUGGAACCUGUGUCCUGUUGUAAGGGAAAAAGAGUAGCUGUUUAUCAGUUGUGUUCACUUUUUAUACUUUAUACUUAGCAAUGACUGCAUGUAUUUUGUCUUUCAAGGUGAUAUUUUAAAAUGACCUGCAUUACCUCUUUGGGAAUUGGUUUUAUGGUGAAGAACAUGAUAAAAUAAUAAGUCUUGUUCGGUGAAGUUAAAACCCUGUUGCUGCGUAUAAGGAGAUGCUGAAUCAAACAUAAAUCCAGGCUU
Phalacrocorax carbo (great cormorant) is the source of this 2985-nucleotide messenger RNA. NCBI's taxonomy places the organism in Eukaryota, Metazoa, Chordata, Aves, Suliformes, Phalacrocoracidae. The record is from RefSeq and is a predicted model, not a curated record.